Molecule: messenger RNA, 1837 nt
Organism: Scleropages formosus (Asian bonytongue)
Lineage: Eukaryota; Metazoa; Chordata; Actinopteri; Osteoglossiformes; Osteoglossidae
Gene: eef1a2
Product: eukaryotic translation elongation factor 1 alpha 2
Exons: 8
Coding region: 203-1594 (463 amino acids)
Biological process (GO): translational elongation
Molecular function (GO): translation elongation factor activity; GTPase activity; GTP binding
Source: RefSeq, a predicted model, not a curated record
UCACUGCAGUCUUCAUCUCUCUAUCCCCGCUACCGCAUUGCUGUAUAGGUGGGGGUGCCCGCAUUGCGCAGGCAAAGCCAAUACCCCCCCCCUCCAAGGAACAUAAAACUGCCUGGGUCACACCGAGUAGUCUGUGCUGUCUGAGGUCGCAGCCACAGGACUUUGAUUGCCCUGCACCUCGGUCUGUCCCCAGCACCAGACCAUGGGGAAGGAGAAGAUUCACAUCAACAUCGUGGUCAUAGGCCAUGUGGACUCUGGCAAGUCCACCACCACGGGACACCUGAUCUACAAGUGCGGGGGGAUUGAUAAGAGGACCAUUGAGAAGUUUGAGAAGGAAGCUGCAGAGAUGGGCAAAGGUUCGUUCAAGUACGCCUGGGUCCUCGACAAGCUGAAGGCCGAGCGAGAGCGGGGCAUCACCAUUGACAUCUCCCUCUGGAAGUUUGAGACCACCAAGUACUACAUAACCAUCAUCGAUGCACCCGGGCACCGGGACUUCAUCAAAAACAUGAUCACUGGUACCUCCCAGGCAGAUUGUGCAGUGCUCAUUGUGGCUGCCGGGGUGGGUGAGUUUGAGGCGGGAAUCUCCAAAAAUGGGCAGACCAGAGAGCAUGCGCUGCUGGCCUACACACUGGGCGUCAAGCAGCUCAUUGUUGCAGUCAACAAGAUGGAUUCCACCGAACCACCCUACAGUGAAAAGCGUUAUGAUGAGAUCGUGAAGGAGGUCAGCGCCUACAUCAAGAAGAUUGGCUACAACCCAUCCGGUGUACCCUUUGUGCCCAUCUCUGGGUGGCAUGGGGACAACAUGCUGGAGCCCUCGCCCAAUAUGCCCUGGUUCAAGGGCUGGAAGCUGGACAGAAAAGAGCAGCAUGCCAGUGGGGUUAGCCUGCUGGAGGCGCUGGAUACCAUCAUGCCCCCAACGCGUCCCACCGACAAACCCCUGCGCCUGCCCCUCCAGGACGUCUACAAAAUUGGAGGUAUUGGGACUGUCCCCGUCGGACGAGUGGAGACAGGGAUUUUGCGGCCCAGUAUGGUGGUGACCUUUGCCCCCGUGAACAUCACCACAGAAGUGAAGUCGGUGGAGAUGCACCAUGAGGCACUCAGUGAGGCUCUUCCGGGUGACAACGUGGGAUUCAAUGUGAAGAACGUGUCAGUGAAAGACAUCCGCCGGGGGAAUGUAUGUGGGGACAGCAAGUCGGACCCCCCUCAGGAGGCCUCCGGAUUCACAGCUCAGGUGAUCAUCCUGAAUCAUCCAGGUCAGAUCAGCGCAGGCUACUCUCCUGUCAUUGACUGCCACACAGCUCACAUCGCCUGCAAGUUUGCAGAACUCAAGGAGAAGAUCGACCGCCGCUCCGGCAAGAAGCUGGAGGACAAUCCCAAGACCCUGAAGUCCGGAGAUGCUGCCAUCGUUGAUAUGGUUCCAGGAAAGCCCAUGUGCGUAGAGAGCUUCUCCAAAUAUCCACCCCUAGGUCGCUUCGCCGUUAGGGACAUGAGGCAGACGGUUGCUGUGGGUGUCAUUAAGAACGUGGAGAAGAAGUCUGGCGGCACUGGCAAGGUGACCAAGUCGGCCCAGAAGGCCCAGAAGGCCAACAAGUGAACCGAUUCCAGCAGAGCCAGAGCACCUUGCCGCGUCGCGCCGCGCCACCCGACCCCGAAACCCGCCGAACUGCAGCUGAACACCACCUCCCUGGGCAUGCCCGCACAUGCGCUUGUAACACACUCUCCAACGGCUGGACGCUCCCCAUCGAGGCUCAGUGGACGCUCUUCCAGUGAAAAGCAUGCUCCAGGAUUUGUAAGUUUACUUGUGAACUUUGCCAUUAAAACUAGUACAACUGCUGAA